Hemibagrus wyckioides is the source of this 6450-nucleotide messenger RNA. Its product is annotated as collectin-12-like. The transcript is spliced from 23 exons. Gene Ontology annotation, molecular function: ubiquitin binding; phosphatidylinositol binding. Gene Ontology annotation, cellular component: ESCRT-0 complex. The record is from RefSeq and is a predicted model, not a curated record. The coding region runs from base 557 to 4303 and encodes 1248 amino acids. Gene Ontology annotation, biological process: protein transport to vacuole involved in ubiquitin-dependent protein catabolic process via the multivesicular body sorting pathway. NCBI's taxonomy places the organism in Eukaryota, Metazoa, Chordata, Actinopteri, Siluriformes, Bagridae.
UGGGUACGCGCGCGCGCGCUCGUGUGUGUGUGUUCCCUCCCCUGGGUUUCUGGAAGGAAGCUGAACUCCAGAUGUGAAGUUUUACACACUGAGCUUUAGUGAGCCUCUCAGCUUUCACCUGGCUUCUCUUUACUAUUGGGUACCUAAAGCUUAAGGUUCUCUCGUAAUGUAAAAACCAAGUGGACAACACACAGCCUGGACACUACUCCACAACGUCCUCCUGCUGCGCUUUCUGCAUCCUUCCCUCACCUCACCUCACCUCACCUCUAUUCACCGCGGAUACGUUUGCACGGAGAACAAGAACUGUUGACUUGAUUUCUUUUCAAGUAUAUUUUUAAUAAUCCGGAGUCGCUCUUCACAGGAGCAGUUUUUGGGGAUUGCUGCAGGACGCGUGUCCACCUUCUGACCAAAAGACUACUCUCACGUCUCAGGUGGAAAACACACAUUGGACAACUUGCAAGAACCAGGACAACUUUUAUAUUUUACAUUUCUUUCAAUUUGUCAUGCAGUUGAUGUGAACAUCGUCAAGGCAAACGUGUUUCUGCUUCAUUCCACAAUGAAGGACGACUUUACCGAUGAGGAGGAAGUGCAGUCCUUUGGCUACAAACGCUUUGGUAUCCAGGAGGGGAACGAAUGUACUAAAUGUAAAAACGACUGGGCACUGAGGGCAGCCAUUGCUCUCCUGUAUGUCCUGUGUGCACUGCUCACAAUAGCUGUGGCUGUAUUAGGAUACAAAGUGGUCCAAAGGAUGGAUGAUGUGACUGAGGGGAUGGAGAACUACGAAGGCAAAAUCAUUGCUGUAGAGACAGACUUGAAAAAGCUUGAUGAUCAAACGGGAGAGAAGUCAGAGAAUGCCACAAGUGAAAUCCUAUCAUUCAAGGCAGAAAUUCAGACACUGCAGAGCCAGAUUAAUGAAAUUGCCAAUAGUGCAUCUAGCAACAAGGCAGCUUUGGAUGAGCUACGGGUUGUAGGUGAUGAUAUGCAAAGUGGCCAUGUAUCACUGAGAGAAAUUCUAGAGAGCAAUACCAACACCAUCCUCACUGUCAACCGUACACUAUCCACAUACAACAACCUGAUUGGUAGACUGAAGUCAGAGACAGAACGGCUCCAAUCAGAUCUUCAGGUACAGACAGGGGAGCAGAGUCGUUCCACCCACAGCCUUAAUGUUCUCAACUUCACACAGAACCAGCAAAGAAGUCUCAUCAGCUCCCUCCAGAGUUCAGUGGAGGAUACCAGCCAGGCAGUUCACAAGCUCAAGAAUGAUUACCAGAGUCUACAGCAGGUGGCCAGGCAGACCAAGGCAGAUGCUGAUUGGCUCAGAGAAAAAGUGCAGAACCUCCAGUUGCUGACUGCUAACAACUCAGCACUGGUCCGUUCCAACAGCGAUGCACUUGAGGAAAUAGCAUCACAGCUCAGUUCACUGUCAGAGCAGUUUCAGAAUGCCUCAGCUGUUACGGAAAAUCAUGACCAAAAUCUGCGUGAGCUCAUGGAUCAACAGCGUGAUCACGACAAUGCCACUACCAACAGGUUUGAUGCUAUGGAGGCACGUUUGGACCGUAACGAGGAGGACAUGGACCGUAUCACAGGGAACAUGAGCUUUGCUACACAGCUGCUUGGAUCCAUCAGCACUGACCUGAAUGGUCUUCGUACCUGUGCUGAGACAGUGACAAGGCACUCAGACAUGCUGCUGGCCCUCAACAGCAGCAUUGUGGAAGCCAGGGCAGAUGGCACUGAGCUCAAAACCCAGCAAGAAGAGCUUGCUGCUAGGCUUGACAAAGAAGUGGGCAGCCUCUCCAUAGUCAUGGAAGAAAUGAAACUGGUGGACAGCAAGCACUCCCAGCUCAUAACCAACUUCACUAUCCUUCAAGGUCCUCCUGGUCCUAGAGGCCCUCGGGGGGAUAGAGGACCCCAGGGGCCUGCAGGAAAACAAGGUGAGAAAGGUGAUAGCGGAGAAAAGGGUGCUCCAGGUGUGCCAGGGCCGAAAGGAGACAAAGGGCCACCCGGAAUUCCAGGGGUCCCUGGUUUCAAAGGUCCACCUGGACCAAGGGGAAACCCUGGGUCAAAAGGCUCAAGAGGAUCAGGGGGUCGUGCUGGGCCACCAGGGGAGAGGGGUGAUCCUGGUUUACCUGGUCUUGCUGGCAGAGAUGGUCAACAAGGUCCUCAGGGACCUCAGGGUCCUCCAGGGCCACAAGGUCCAGCAGGACCACCAGGACCACAAGGAUCACCUGGCCCUGCUGGCCCUAUUGGUCUACAGGGACCACCUGGCCCAAAUGGACCUCCACCUCAAGGGGCUAAACCUUUGCGACCAAUAGGACCACAAGGCUCAAUGUCCCAUCAAGUUUAUGAACCUCCUCCCACCAGCACACCAGGAUGUCCAACUCAUUGGAUAAGCUACAAAGACAAGUGCUACUACAUUUCAGCUCCAUCUGAGCGACUGAAUUUCGACGAAACAAAAGAAGAAUGCAAAAAUAAGACAUCUACUAUGCUUACCAUCCACAAUGAGGAGGAACAGGCUUGGAUUCGAAGGCAAAUUGCAGGAAAGGGUUACUUUUGGCUGGGACUUACAGACACUGUAGAGGAAAACACUUGGAGAUGGGUUGAUGGGUCCCUUCUCUCCUAUACGAACUGGAAACCAGGCCAACCAGAUAACUGGAACCAUGGACAUGAAGAAGGAGAAGAUUGUGCAGGACUCAUCCACGAUGCCAAGAGAAAAGAAAAGGGCGGCGAUCAGACCUGUCUUGCUGUUGUUCCUGUUUAUAUUCCGGCGAUGCCUCUUUUCACGUCCAAUCCUUUCGAUCAAGAUGUUGAGAAAGCAACCAGUGAGAUGAACACGGCUGAGGACUGGGGCCUCAUACUGGACAUAUGUGAUAAGAUAGGACAGUCACGCACCGGACCUAAAGAAUGCCUUCGCUCCAUUAUGAGGCGAGUCAACCACAAAGAUCCCCAUGUAGCCAUGCAGGCUCUGACAUUAUUAGGGGCUUGUGUGUCAAACUGUGGAAAAAUCUUCCAUUUGGAGGUGUGUUCGCGAGAGUUUGCCAGUGAGGUUAGCAACGUCUUAAACAAGGGCCACCCAAAAGUAUGUGAGAAGCUCAAGGCCCUUAUGGUGGAAUGGGCUGAGGACUUCCGAAACGACCCCCAGCUCAGUCUCAUAUCGGCUAUGAUCAAGAACCUGAGAGAGCAGGGUGUCACCUUCCCUGCUGUCGGCUCCCAGGCAGCAGAGCAAGCUAAAGCCAGCCCUGCUUUAGUGGCCAAAGACCCAGCAACAUCUACCACCAAGAAAGAGGAAGAGGACCUGGCCAAAGCUAUUGAGUUGUCCUUGAAAGAGCAGCGGCUGCAGAACCAGACGUCGUUUUCUGGGCUUUACCCGAGCGCUAGCAGCCUCCUCACCUCCCACAAAGCAGAGGGAAGGAAAGUUCGGGCAAUUUACGAUUUCGAGGCAGCGGAGGACAACGAGCUGACCUUCAAAUCUGGAGAGAUCAUCACCAUCUUAGAUGACAGUGACCCCAACUGGUGGAAAGGUGAGACUUAUCAGGGUGUGGGCCUUUUUCCAUCCAACUUUGUCACAGCAGACCUGACAGCAGAGCCAGAGAUGAUGAAAACGGAGAAAAAGACAGUUCAGUUCAGCGAGGACGUCCAGGUAGAGACCAUUGAACCAGAGCCUGAGCCUGUCUACAUAGACGAGGAGAAAAUGGACCAGUUGCUCCAGAUGAUCCAGAGCGCAGACCCAACAGAUAAUGAGUCAGACGCCUGUGAGCUGCUACAGCUGGAGGGUGCCUGCAACCAAAUGGGUCCACUCAUUGAUCAAAAACUGGAAGAAAUUGACAGGAAGCACUCAGAGCUGUCUGAGCUUAAUGUGAAGGUGAUGGAGGCACUCUCAUUGUAUGCCAAGCUGAUGAAUGAGGACCCAGUGUACGCCAUGUAUGCCAAACUGCAGAGCCAGCAGUACUACAUGCAGCAGCCUGGCACCUCACAGCCGGUGUACCCAGGGCAGACAGCUGCAGGACAGUAUGCAGUGGCUGCUACAGGGGUGCAGGGUUACAGUGUCCCUGUAGAGCAGAUUCCUGCCAUGAACCAGGUGCCUGCUCCUUUACCAGGCCAACCGGCACCCAGUGAUGUGCACAUGUACAUAAGCCAGGCGCCCGUGUACAGCACUUCUGCAGGCAGCAUGGCUCCUCCUGAUGUGCAGCAGGCAUACCAGAACACCGCCAGUGGACAGGCAGGCCUGACCCAAACUCCCAGCUACAGCUGUGCCAAUCCCACAGACCCUCAACAGAGCCCUUACCCGGAAAAAGCCCUCUUAUAGGACCCACAUACACAUCUCUCAUCUCCAUAUACAUACAUACCCUUAUCAUGAACAAAGAGGUGCAAGCUAACACUAAAACCACAUGGAUACAGGGCAUGGGUGCAGACUGAUCCACGCUCUUAGUUCUGUCAUUUUUUUCUGACGAACAUACACAUGUCCAUUUACAUCUACUCUCUCUCAUUAAUGCACCCAGAUAUCCACAGAAAAAACUCAGUCUGACCAAGUAAAAAGACACCGAAUAUUGAUUUACUACUGACUAGUUACGUUAUGCAGUUGAGCAAAGGCAGACAGAGAAGUCUCUCCCUCUCUCUCUUUCUCUCCUUUCCGACCUCCCUCCCUUGUGUCAAAAGUCUCCAUACAUAGGGGAAAUUAACAGUGUCAUGCGUGAUGUGCUUGCCUGGUUUCCUGUUCAAGUCCAUCUUCCUGAUCCAGCCAUGAUGAAUGACUUCCGUACAUUCUUCUUUUGUCAAAGGUCAAAGGCAUUCUUAAAAGCUGUCUUGGGGAAAAAAAAAAUUGAAGUAUGAAAAUUUUUUUGGAAGGAAAAAUGAUUUCCCCUGUGGAUACUUUUGAUACACCCUGUAUAUCUCUCUCUAUAUCUAUCUUGCAAUCCUCAACUCUAUUUCACUGCCAUUCUCCCUUUUUCACUCUCCCACUUUCUCUCCCUAUGUGUCAUUAUUUCUCUGUAUAGCUCUUUACCAUGAUUGCUAUUUGUCUCUCAUCUCUUAUCCUGCAAUAUACAGUAUCUGUAUCAUAUAUCCAUCUUUCUUUUUUAUUUCUCAACCUCGCUAUCUGUCUGACUUGCUAUCCCAAUCCUACCAUUUCAGUGUCUCUGUCAUUCAUAUUCUCUCCAUAGCUCUGUCCUUCUCUGUCUGUCUCUAUUUCACUAUCUAUAUCUCAAGUUCUAUCUCUCACACUGUUAAGUUAUUUGACUAGUUGGUGCCACCUAAUGCCUACUAGAGACUAAACACUUGUUUUUGGGAAAGCUGAAACACAAACAGAGCAUGCACAUGUACAUAAUUUUCUCUUCUGUUACGGAACUUCUACAAGUCACAGGUGUUUGUUGCUACAGGGUUUAAUAGGAGAAGUUUUCAUUUUCCUAUGUGUGCACACGUACGUACGUGUGUGUGUGUGUGUAGAGAUCAGUCUGCAUACACGCGCACACAGCCUUCACGUGUCAUUAGUUUUCAAAAAGCAUUGCGUUCAUUCCACCUCUCCUGUGGGACUGUGUAGCACAGCACCAGCAUGGUCCUUAACAGAGUGGUGCGGUCCAUACAGCUAUCCCCGCAGUUCUCAGCAGGAUGGCGCAGCCCAUCUUUCCUAGGAUCUUGAAGCAUUUCUUUAACACAGUGUUAAAAUCGAUUCUUAAUUGUAGUAUGUCUUUAUUUAUUUUGACUGUCAUUUUAAAAUGCACUGUACUUUGAUAUAAGAGAAGAAGGAUGAUAUUCUGCUUAAAAAAAUGUAGAUGUGUAUAUAUGAGAACCUGUGUUACAGCAGCUGCUCCUUCUGUUGAAAGAGCACAGUGAAAGGCAUGUAGUAAUAUUACUCAAUGAUGUUAUGCACUUUUAUGAUUUUGACUCAGUCUCAAGUUUCAGCUCGCCUCAAGUUGUAAAACAUUUUAACCACGGAAGGACUAAAGCGGCUAACUGAAAAAUCCAAACAUUUAGGCACUGAGAAUUUUAAGAUUUCAACACACUAAAAAUUGCCUUGUACACUUUAUAUGUCUGAUUCCCCGCCCCCAACGAGAACCGGUUGUGUAUGAUGUAUGUGGGGAUGAGUGUAGUCCGCCUUCUGGUCACUACAUGAUUUUGGUAAAUGGCAGAGGCUGAAAGUGAGUUGAUUAGGAUGUGUAAUUGGGAUCAGAGGUUAUAUCCUCUAUACCCUCACAUCAUCUGUGUAGGUGGAAUAUCUAAAUAUUAAAGAGUUGCUAAAAGAUCUUGACCUGGGGACAAUGAGCCAGUUCCAACGUGGUCUGCCGCCUUUUACACACAGUUGUGAUCCUGAUAUAAACUUUAUUCACAGGGAGAAUGACCGUUUUCUUGUUUUAAAGGUUCUUGGUGUAACAGUUCUGUUCAAUGUACCUAGUUGUUUAUGAUACUAUUUUAAUCAUCUGAAUGAUUAGUAUUCACAAUAAAAUUAGCCCAAAUGUA